Fragaria vesca subsp. vesca is the source of this 744-nucleotide messenger RNA. RefSeq lists its product as uncharacterized. NCBI's taxonomy places the organism in Eukaryota, Viridiplantae, Streptophyta, Magnoliopsida, Rosales, Rosaceae. The transcript is spliced from 3 exons. The record is from RefSeq and is a predicted model, not a curated record. Bases 1 to 744 code for a protein of 247 amino acids.
AUGUGUUUCGGGGUUUCUUCGCCUUCCAGCCCUCGAUCGAAACCCCGCGGUAAAUCUAAACGACAUGAAUCCGCUGCUGUCAACACUACUACUCUUGCUGUUGAAGAGCAUUCGAGCACAGACCUUCUGAACAGAUACAGUAGCUUUAGCAAGGAUGAGUUGAGUGCUACGGAAGCCGGCCUGAACCAUAUGGUUGAAGAGUCUCCUCAUGAGGACCCAAAAUCUGAGGAAUCGACUGGCAACAAGAUAAUGGUGGUUGUGGACUCGAGCCUGGAAGCUAAGGGAGCUCUUGAAUGGGCACUAUCCCACACUGCACAAACCCAUGAUACCAUUUUGCUUCUUCAUCUAGCUAAUGCUGCAGACACAAAUGAGAAGUUUGAUGGUAUAAAGGCAUUUGAACUUCUCCACAGUUUGAAAAAUCUAUGUCAAAUCAGCAAGCCUGGGGUGCUAGUGGAGGUUGCAUUGGUUGAAGCUGAAGAAGGGAAGGAAAAGGGGCAGCUGAUAGUGGAAGAAGCAAAGAGACAAAGGGUGUCUCUACUUGUUCUUGGGCAAGAAAGAAAGAGGUCGACAUGGUGGCAGCUAAGUUGUAGUGGCGGUGGAGGUGAAGGCGUUGGCGAGGUUGUGGUGGAGUACUGCAUACAAAAUGCUGCUUGCAUGACGGUUGCAGUGAGGAAAAAGAACAGCAACGGCGGAGGCUACUUGAUCAGCACCAAACUUCACAAGAAUUUCUGGCUUCUAGCUUGA